AUGCGCUUCGACGCGAGCACGAAGGCCGAGCUGCACCUGCGGGUCGACAGUCUCUUGGACCAGCUCGUCGUGGUGCUCGACUCCAAGGGCGCCGAAGCAGUUGCGCUGCUCGAGACGCUCCUUCGCGACCAAUGGAAGGAAGAUGCAUUAAUGUCGAUUCAGCUCCUCGGCACGAUGCUCUUCCAGGCCGAAGUCGACGUCUUCCACGCCAGCGUCACCGUCAUCACCGAUGCGAUCGCCGGGUUCGAAGUCGGCUUUGUAAAGUCGACGGACGACGGCAAGAUUCCGCUUCUCCCACUCGGUAAAGACCCGGUCGAGGACGAGAAGGAAGCCGUCGUCGCCCCCACCAAGGCGUCGGCCAAGAAGAAGGUGGCCGUCGUCGAAGUCGAAGUCGUGCCGCUCACGCCGGCGCAAGAGGUCGCCGCUGCGUAUCAAAGAGCCAAGGACGCGCUUGCCACCGUUGCGUCCAAAGCGCUCAAGCUGCCGAACGUACCGGGCUCUGCGACGCCAAGUGGCGCUUCAGCAGCGCCGAUGACAACCGCCAACAAGAGGGAGAAGGAUGCCGGCACCGCGACACCGGUCGCCAAGAGGGACACGAUAGCGUCGUUGAAUGCAGUCGCCGGCGUCGGCUUCGAGUACGACUACGUACUGAGUCGGCUCGCCGCGCUGCAAGAGCGCGUGCUCGACACGAUGGGCUACGUCGACCUCGUGCUGACGUCGCUCGAGGACGACCUCCGGAGCUUUGUCUCGUCCCGCCUCGCGUACGAGAAAGACGCGAUUGCGUCGCUUGUCAAGUGCAUCCGCGACGCGAUCGAGCACGACGAGAGCUUGCCGUACCGGCUCCUCCUCGAGCCGCGGUCGAUGGCGCACAUGCCGCCGCUGCACCAAGAUGGACGGGACGUCCAAGCACGCAUUGACAGCAGUGUCCGGGUGAUUGCGACGCCGAGCGUGCCGCUGUACCCGUCCAUCGAGCACUGGGACGACAUGUACUUGAACACACGCCAGCUCAACGGCGUCAUGGCCAUGCUGCGCGAGCUCGCCACGUCGACGCUUGGCCACACGAUCGACGUGGUCCCGCGGGCGACGUUCGAUGACGGGCUCGCGCGUCUCGCGGGGCGCCCGACGACGACGCUGCCACCGGCGUGGCGCAGCAGUCUCAGCAAGCUCGGCGCGUACUUUGAUACAAAGCAUUGCGGAGUCGUCAAGGCGUUCCCGGAUGUUGCCCGCGUGCUGCAGGCCAAGCACCGCGUCGACGAGAUGGUGCUGCAUUUGUAA
Molecule: messenger RNA, 1275 nt
Organism: Saprolegnia parasitica CBS 223.65
Lineage: Eukaryota; Oomycota; Saprolegniomycetes; Saprolegniales; Saprolegniaceae
Exons: 2
Coding region: 1-1275 (424 amino acids)
Source: RefSeq, a predicted model, not a curated record